CCUACUCUCUCAGUCCCUCUCUCUGUAUCUAUAUAUCUGUAUCUAUCUCUAUAUCUUUAUCUUCUUCAUCUUCAUCUUCAUAUAUAGACAAGACAACAAAAAGACAUUAGGCUUAGAUCUGCGUCCACAAAACUUUAUCCAGCUUACAUUAUUUGUAAAGGUGAUACCAAAUGGCAGAGGUAGAAAUCAAAAAUCUUCUUAAUGGAGAAAUAACAUGUGGUUCGCUACUUCAUCAGUUGCAGAAAAUUUGGGAUGAGGUGGGUGAAUGUGACGAGGAGAGGGAUAAAAUGCUUCUUCAGCUAGAGCAAGAGUGUUUAGACGUAUACAAGAGGAAAGUUGACCAGGCUGUAAAGUCAAGAGCACAUCUCCUUCAGGCUCUGGCUGAUGCUAAACUUGAACUCUCUACUCUCCUUGCAUCCCUUGGAGAGAAAACAUUUGCUGGAAUCCCUGAGAAGCCAUCAGGAACCAUUAAGGAACAGCUUGAAGCUAUUGCGCCAGCAUUGAAACAAUUGUGGACACAGAAAGAAGAUAGGAUAAAGAAGUUCUUGGAUGUACAAACACAAAUACAGAAGAUAUGUGGUGAGAUUUCAGGGGGUAAUCUUCAGGCAGGAACCCCAAAAGUUGAUGAGUCAGAUCUAUCGUUGAAGAAGUUGGAUGAAUUUCAUGACCAGCUGCAAGAACUUCAGAAAGAGAAGAGUGAUCGAUUGCACAAGGUCUUGGAAUUUGUGAGCGCUGUACAUGAUCUUUGUGCCAUUCUUGGGAUUGACUUUUACAGCACGGUGACGGAUGUUCAUCCAAGCUUAAAUGAUGCAACUGGUGUACAGUCUAAAAGCAUAAGCAAUGACACACUAGCUACGCUUGCUAAGACCGUCUCCACUUUAAAAGAAGAUAAGAAACAACGCCUGGAGAAGCUUCAAGUAUUAGCAACUCAGCUAAUUGACCUUUGGAAUCUAAUGGAUACGUCUGAAAAUGAGCGUAGCUUGUUUGAUCAUGUUACAUGUAAUGUAUCAGCUUCAGUUGAUGAAGUCAAUAUGCCAGGGGCUCUUGCUGUAGAUUUGAUCGAGCAGGCUGAGGUGGAGGUCGAAAGGCUAGAUAAGCUUAAAGCUAGCAGAAUGAAAGAGAUCGCCUUUAAGAGGCAGGGUGAGCUUGAAGAGAUUUUUGCACGUGCACACAUAGAGAUUGACACACAGGCCGCUAGGGAGAAAAUUUUGUCCCUCAUUGAUUCUGGGAAUGUCGAGCCUUCCGAGUUGCUAGCGGACAUGGAUAAUCAGAUUAUAAAAGCUAAAGAAGAAGCAAUCAGUAGGAAAGAUAUAUUAGAUAAGGUUGAGAAGUGGAUGUCAGCAUGUGAAGAAGAAAGUUGGCUUGACGAUUACAAUAGGGAUCACAACAGGUACAAUGCAAGCAGGGGUGCACAUUUAAAUCUCAAGAGAGCUGAGAAGGCCAGAAUUUUGGUCAAUAAAAUUCCUGCUCUUGUUGACUCCUUGAUUGCCAAAACUCGAACAUGGGAAGAGGAACAUGAACAUACUUUUGUUUAUGACGGCGUUCCACUCCUUGCCAUGCUAGACGAAUAUGCUUUGCUCAGGCAUGAUAGAGAAGAAGAGAAACGAAGGAUGAGGGACCAGAAGAAAUUUCAUGAACAGUUAAACACAGAACAAGAAGCUAUCUUCGGUUCAAGACCAAGCCCUGCUCGUCCGCUUAGCAGUACGAAGAAGGUAGUCGGACCACGUGUCAAUGGUGGCGCAGCAAAUGGAACUCCUAACAGGCGAUUGUCUCUGAACCAAAACGGAAGUAAGUCAGGCAGAAGGGACAGCAACGCCAGGCCAAUUGCUCCUUCAAACUAUGUGGCUAUAACAAAAGAAGAUGCUGCUUCACAUGUAUCGGGUACGGAGCCCGCCCCAAAUACACCUUAAAAUCAAUCGAGUCAGCGUAAAAAUUUAGGAUCAUACCCCCCCUCUUGCGGUUCCAUGUUACUAUAUAACUAGUUUAAAGAUGCAUAAUUGGAGACUGGAGAGUGACUGGACAUACUUUAGUUACCUUGUUUGCAUUAUAUUAGUAUCUCUUAAUUACCCAAA
Messenger RNA from Erigeron canadensis, 2072 nucleotides. RefSeq names its product 65-kDa microtubule-associated protein 1-like. The coding region runs from base 171 to 1910 and encodes 579 amino acids. Gene Ontology annotation, cellular component: cytoplasm; spindle. Gene Ontology annotation, biological process: cytokinesis by cell plate formation; microtubule cytoskeleton organization. The record is from RefSeq and is a predicted model, not a curated record. Gene Ontology annotation, molecular function: microtubule binding. The transcript is spliced from 10 exons. Lineage: Eukaryota; Viridiplantae; Streptophyta; Magnoliopsida; Asterales; Asteraceae.